This is a messenger RNA of Laccaria bicolor S238N-H82, 1573 nucleotides long. RefSeq lists its product as uncharacterized. Bases 56 to 1534 code for a protein of 492 amino acids. Lineage: Eukaryota; Fungi; Basidiomycota; Agaricomycetes; Agaricales; Hydnangiaceae. The transcript is spliced from 2 exons. The record is from RefSeq and is a predicted model, not a curated record.
GAUACUCAUCUAAAUACGUUGACGCGCAGCUGCAGAUUGAGGAAAUACGCGGAGUAUGCCAGAAAACGGCCCCCAUUGUUCUGAGAAUGAGAACACCCGGAACGCUUUAUUUCAGCAAGUUGCAGGUUUGGAAACAGAAAUGGCGCAAAUGCGGGCCCUCCUCCUUGAAAAAGAACAGGAACGUCUGCGGCUAUAUUCUAAAAUUAAUUCCCUAUCCCUAUUCGAUCAACUUCCAGCAGAGAUCAAGACUGAAAUAUUCUACAACACUUUGAACAUGUCAACCGGCUGUUACGACUCCAAGGGAGUAACUCCCCUUUUUCUGGGCAAAGUUUGUCGUGGUUGGAGAGAUUUUGUGUGGUCAACUCCAAUCCUUUGGACAACUAUACAUCUACGGCCGUCGACGGAUAACUAUGCGGCCCAAGCCGUUCUUCUCCGUGACUGGCUGUUUAGAACCCGAGAAUACCCCAUCUCCUUUUGUCUUGAUACAGAGGAGUUUCUGAGGACACGCGAUAAUUCUCCGAUGGAAGUUUUGACCCUCUUUGCGUCUGUCUCGGCACGAUGGAGAGAAAUAGAAAUCCCUUUUCCCGACCUUCAAGCUUGCUUUGACAUCAUUUUCACCGCUGAAACAUCCCUACCCCUUCUUACUACUGCUACCGUUCAGCUAGAAGAUGCGGAAGAAGAAGAGUUGAGCCUACUCAUGGCCCCACAACUCUCAGAACUUCAUCUUUAUAGUCCCCUUCUGCACAAGGUGCUAGCUCCAUGGCACCAAUUGCAGGUGUUUCUUGCAAGUCAAUGUUGGGUGGAUGAGAUUCGGCUUUUUCUUCACAAUGCGCCUCAAAUAGUCCGCUGCACCUUUACAGACAUUGAAUCAUCCAUUCUGGAGCAUUCACUGCUAUUCCAUCAGCCGCUCCUGUUGGAACGUCUGCAAUAUCUCGAACUCCAUUUCACGUAUGUGAAUGUUGAAUCAACUUUGAUUUUAGGGCAAGUCAGACUUCCUUCUUUGCGUGAAGUCUCCCUCCACAACCCGGCGCACCCCCGCCAGGACGCUUUCCCGAUUCAAAUUACAAAUCCAUUUCAGUUCUCGCCUCACUUGGAAAAAUUCACUUGGAGUGGCAUGAUGUCUGAUCACAGUGAUUUGAUUCAGGCUUUGAAAAACAUCCCGUCAGUGAAGGAUCUAUCUCUGGACUUCCUCGGUCAUCAACCCUCCAGCAAGUUACUCACUGAAACAUUGCUUCAACGACUCCACUUCCCUCAUGCAGAAAUUCUUCUCCCGAAUCUGCGAAGCUUCACGUACCGUGGCCCCACUUCACUCAGUGAACACAUGCAUCUGUUGCGAGAUGUGCUUGUGUACAGAUUCCGAAAGUGCGCCCUGCGAGCCGCUGAAGUAAACUCAGAACGAACCACUGUAGCGCAAAUCAGGUCGGUGAGCGUGACGAGCUCGUCUGAAUUUGUCGUCAGUCCGGAGAUACAAGAAGAACUGGACAGCCUCGUACAAGCAGGCCUCAAAUUUUCGUUGACUUUCGACCCACUUUAGGAUGAAGUAGCUCUGAAUAACGAAUGGUGUUUCUGUGCC